AUGUUUGCUAACGAGUGUGGUGUUCUUACGAUGUCGAUGAUUUCUGUUGAAUAUAUGAGUUGGAAGAAAGUGCCAAUUGCUCAAGAAGAUAUGGUAUGGUCGACAACUAAGGAGAUAGGUGAGAAAGCGAGGGAGAAUUCAAUGCAUAAUAAUAAUCAUGCCCGUGUUGAUUUCCAUACUCAAAUCUCUGAAGGGUAUUUGGUGCUCAGUCCAGGAGAGGACUUGUUGACAAAGGAACAAAGAACUAAGAAACAAAUUCCAGCAACAAGUUUGCUGCCGACAAAUGCAAGGGCUGGUACAAACAAGAACAUACCCAACAAAAUAGCCAGCAAGGCAAGGCCGAUUGAAUAUCUUCGUGAUGGCUUGAAGACCAACCCAGUGGUUAACAUUGUAGCCGAUUCUGGGAUCUUGGAAGUCGGGACAUAUGAUUGUUUGGUUACAAGUGAAGAAUAUUUUCGAUUGUUGAGAAAACAAACAACCAAUGCUUCCAUCUUGACUGCUCAACAAUUGAUUCUUCAUUCAAUGUUUCGGACAUGUAUGAGCAAAUGUGCUUUCUUGAACCCUUAUAAUAUUCUAGGGGAGGCAUGCCAGAAAAACCCAGAGGGUGUUGUUAGUUAUAUUGUUGAUUCCAUUCGUCUGCACCACGGAAAAUUGUUUCUCGACACAAUAUUUGCAAAAGCUUUCAUGAGGUAUGAUAAAGACUCUUCAACUCUAAUUGGAUGGAUUUUUGCUGAGUGCAACCAACAACUUGGUGGUUUAGAGAGUGGGCAUUAUGUAAUGCGAUGGAUGGUUGAUUUCUUGACGACAAGACAACAUGGAUUUCCAAGUAAAUGCAACCAACAACUUGGUGGUUUAGAGAGUGGGCAUUAUGUAAUGCGAUGGAUGGUUGAUUUCUUGACGACAAGACAACAUGGAUUUCCAAGUAAAUCUGGUAGCAUUUUGGAUGACAAAAGUCCCUUUGAGAAAAAGGCAUUGCUUGUAACUGUUGCUAGCUGA
Molecule: messenger RNA, 996 nt
Organism: Lactuca saligna
Lineage: Eukaryota; Viridiplantae; Streptophyta; Magnoliopsida; Asterales; Asteraceae
Source: the annotation of a GenBank genome assembly